AUGGAGUAUCAAUCACACGGGCGGUUGCUCGCUUUCGCCAUUCUCCAGAGUCUCAUCCCCUCCGUUGUCCUAGCCACAACACCCAAACAGUCUACUCUACGUUACCUGGCUAUACCAUGUAUGAUAGGGAUCGUACUCCAUAUGAUGUACCCUACUCAGAAACCGGGGUACCCAUCGGCAAAUCUCAUCGGCAACUCUGCAACCUUCAUCUUGACAGCGAUGGACUUGCUGCUCAUCCACCCUCAAGCCGGGCGCGACUUUGUCGACGCCAAUGGAAAUACUAAAGGCUUUUUAUCCCGUCUAUUCCAGGCUCUUCAACUACUCACAUGCACACGGGCGAUCAAUACACCUCGACAAGUGAAGAAUGUCCCGCCAUUCCCAGAAUACUACACCAAGAGAGAUCCGAAGGUGAUCCCGCGAGGUCGCUUCUUGAUUAGAGAGACUGCUAUCGCUGUCUGGCAGUUUCUAGUUCUAGAUACAGUCACUGCAUUGACCUUGAAACAAACCAUGAAUAACCCAGACGAAGAACGGUCAAUUUCUUCGGAUCCCCAACAGAAUAACCCCGGGCAAGAGUGGACAGAACAGUUUAUACAGACCCUCGUGGCUUGGUUCGUUGUGUCUCGGGUCUUGCUCGGCUUCUACUACCGCGUUGCUUCGAUCAUCUGUGUGAGCCUGGGUGAUUCUCCCUCGAACAGCCCGCCGAUCAUUGGCAGAAUGGCAGAUAUAUACACACUACGCAAUUUCUGGGGAACAUUCUGGCAUCAGAUGCUACGACUACCCCUCACGUCGAUUAGCAACUUUCUCGCUCGUGAUGUCCUCAGUCUGCCUAGAUCGCUCGUGGAACGAUACGUCAACGUUUUCAUCGUUUUCUUUUUCUCCGGCUUGAUCCACGUAUUAAUCGAUAGUCUGCGAAACGUUUCACUAAAGGAACUUGGGACCAUGUCCUUUUUCCUCUCUUUCGUUGUCGGCUAUAUGAUUGAAGACGGUGUCAUAGAGCUCUGGAAGCGAACGCGGGCCCCCCAGAACGAUAAACUGCCCGCUUUGUGGCAAAGAGCACUUGGCUUUUGCUGGGUCAUCACAUGGCUGGCGGUUACGUCUCCUUGGUUUUUCAGGUCGGCGAUGCAAAAGCCGGAGGAACAGAUGAUUUUGGUUCCUUUCAGUGUUGCAGGGUUUAUUAGCCUUCCUGUGUUGCAGAGUCUAAUCAUUGGGGGUGGCCUUGUGUUGAAGUUUGUAUUCGAGGGAGAGAUUUGA
Molecule: messenger RNA, 1251 nt
Organism: Penicillium robsamsonii
Lineage: Eukaryota; Fungi; Ascomycota; Eurotiomycetes; Eurotiales; Aspergillaceae
Product: wax synthase family protein
Exons: 2
Coding region: 1-1251 (416 amino acids)
Biological process (GO): lipid metabolic process
Source: RefSeq, a predicted model, not a curated record